Messenger RNA from Manis pentadactyla (Chinese pangolin), 7451 nucleotides. It is a transcript of the gene ATP10B, whose product is annotated as ATPase phospholipid transporting 10B (putative). The transcript is spliced from 27 exons. NCBI's taxonomy places the organism in Eukaryota, Metazoa, Chordata, Mammalia, Pholidota, Manidae. Gene Ontology annotation, cellular component: plasma membrane. Gene Ontology annotation, molecular function: ATPase-coupled intramembrane lipid carrier activity; ATP hydrolysis activity; magnesium ion binding. The coding region runs from base 764 to 5155 and encodes 1463 amino acids. Gene Ontology annotation, biological process: phospholipid translocation. The record is from RefSeq and is a predicted model, not a curated record.
UCAAGUGUGUGACUCUGAAGGUUGGGCUCCUGAAGGGCUGGGACUGGUGCUCCAGCCAGAGAGGAGGAGGACGCCCUCCCGUUGGCUGUCAUUCCCCGUCCCUGGGAUGCUUGGAGGCGGUAGCAGCCCAGCCUCCCUCCCUAGUGCCCCACCAGCAUGAGAGGCUCAAGGAGCGCUGACUCCAGGUUGGUCCGAGAGCCUGCACCAGGAGGGAGCAGAAUGUUGAUAAAAGCCCCAGAUACAAAAGGGCAGUAAUGUGGCAGAAUCCUCUCUAGUCUUCGUGUCUGUACCAAGGAGUCCCAGACAGCUGCGUGUCCUGUUUGGAACCAGGAAUUCAGGAAGAAUAGCCAACAUUCCUUGCAUCUUAUCUGAUUCACCUCUUCCGUCAGCGUUGUAUUGACACAAGUUAUUUAGAAGAACAGCAACACCAUUUGCAUAGUCAGUAUUCCUCUUUGGCCAUCUUCUUGUCUGAGUUUCCAAAGGAAUGUUAGCUUAAGGUCCCGCCUGGACUCCGGCAGAUAUAAUCAGAUAAAUGAAAAAUGCCAAAGGAAGAGAAAUGGUAUUUUAGCAAAGCUGUGCAAGAGAAAUAGUGCCACUUUCAAGCCCCAUUUUCUAUAGCUUCUAAUGGAGCCUGCUCAGAAAGGACAUCAGCUUUUCUGGGGCUUGCUUCAGUAGAAGGAUUGAGACUGAUGCCAUUUGUUUCAGUGAAAGCAACAGUGUGAAUAAGACUUCAUGUGUCUGCAGACCAUAGCUGGCCGCUGGAAUGGCGCUCUCAGUGGACUCCUCUUGGCCCAGGUGGCAGUGGCGAAUCAGAGACGGCCUCCUCCAGUCUCCAUCAGAAGCCACUCCAUUGCUGUCCCAAGAGAAGGGGAGGCAGAGCUACAACCUGAUGCGGCAGCGGGUCGUGUUCCCCAACAACAGCAUAUGCCACAGGGAUUGGGCAAAGAUCUCCAGGAGAUACCCUGGGAACAGAAUCUGCACAACCAAAUAUACCCUCCUCACCUUCCUGCCCCAGAAUCUCUUUGAGCAGUUCCACAGAUGGGCCAACCUCUAUUUCCUGUUCUUGGUCAUUCUGAACUGGAUACCCUCCAUGGAAGUUUUCCACAGGGAAAUCACCAUGUUACCAUUGGCCAUUGUGCUGUUCACCAUCAUGGUCAAGGACGGCAUGGAGGACUUUAGGAAACACCGCUUUGACAGAGAGAUAAACUGCUCCAACAUCCAGAUAUAUGAGAGAAAGGAGCAGAGCUACGUGCAGAAGUGCUGGAAGGAUGUGCGUGUGGGAGACUUCAUUCAAAUGCAGUGCAACGAGAUCAUCCCCGCAGACAUACUCCUCCUCUUUUCCUCAGACCCCAGUGGGAUUUGCCACCUGGAAACUGCCAACUUGGAUGGAGAGACAAACCUCAAGCAAAGACGUGUCGUGAAGGGCUUCUCACAGCAGGAUGUACAGUUUGAACCGGAAUGUUUCUGCAACACCAUCGUGUGUGAGAAACCCAACAACCACCUCAACAAAUUUAAAGGAUAUAUGGAGCAUCCAGACCAGACCAGGACCGGCUUCAGCAGUGAGAGUCUUCUGCUUCGAGGCUGCACCAUCAGAAACACUGAGGUGGCUGUUGGCAUUGUCAUCUAUGCAGGCCAUGAGACAAAAGCCAUGCUGAACAACAGUGGCCCACGGUACAAACGCAGCAAGAUCGAACGGCGCAUGAACACAGACAUCUUCUUCUGCAUCGGGCUCCUAUUCUUCAUGUGCCUCAUUGGAGCUAUAGGUCACAGCCUCUGGAAUGGGACAUUUGAAGAACACCCUCCCUUUGAUGUGCCAGAUGCCGAGGGCAGCUUCCUGCCCCUUGCCCUUGGGGGCUUCUACAUGUUCCUCACAAUGAUUAUCCUGCUCCAGGUGCUGAUCCCAAUCUCCCUAUACGUGUCCAUUGAGCUGGUGAAGCUUGGGCAGGUCUUCUUCCUGCACAAUGACCUUGACCUGUACGAUGAAGAGUCAGAUUUGUCCAUUCAGUGUCGAGCUCUCAACAUCACUGAGGACCUGGGCCAGAUCCAGUACAUCUUCUCCGACAAGACAGGGACCCUGACUGAGAACAAGAUGGUGUUCCGGCGCUGCACCAUCAUGGGCAGCGAGUAUUCGCACCAAGAGAAUGCCAAGCGACUGGAGACCCCAAAGGAGCUGGACUCAGACAGUGAGGAGUGGACCCAACAGCAGUUCCUGUCCUUCCCAGCCAGAUGGUCCCAGGGCCUAGCAACAAGGAGGAGCCAGGGAGGGGCCCACCCCCUGAGGAGAUGCCAGAGUGCCCGGCUACCCAUCCAGGGCCACUGCCGACAGCGGUCCGUGGGGCGCUGUGACAGCUCACCACCUCCUGUGGCCUUCAGCAGCUCCAUUGAAAAAGAUGUGACUCCAGACAAAAAUCUGCUGACCAAGGUGCAAGAUGCUGCCCUGUGGCUGGAGAACUUGUCAGACACCAGACCUGCCGAGCCUUCCCUGUCUGCCGCCUCCUCCAUUGCUGACUUCUUCCUUGCCCUAACCAUCUGCAACUCUGUCGUGGUCUCCACGACCACUGAGCCUAGGCAGAGGGUCACCAUGCCACCCUCAACCAAGACUCUGGGGACGUCCCUGGAGAAGAUUCAGCAGCUCUUCCACAAGCUGAAGCUUUCGAGCCUCAGCCACUCAUUCUCAUCCACUGCGCCCUCCGAUGCCGACCUGGGGGAGAGCGUAGGGACCAACAUGCCUACCACAGACUCCGAAGAGAAAGAUGAUGUGUCUGUGAGCAGUGACGGUUACUCCACCGAUGGCGGCUACAGGAGCAGCACGUGGGACCAGGGAGACAGCCUGAGGUCUGGGUCGGACGCUUCCUCGGAGGAAGUGCUGGAGGCCCCAGGCUUCGGCCUGGCCAGCCCCGAACUCUGCUACGAGGCCGAGAGCCCCGAUGAGGCGGCGCUGGUGCACGCUGCCCAGGCCUACAGCUUCACACUGCUGUCCCGGACGCCUGAGCAGGUGACCGUGCGCCUGCCCCGGGGCACCUGCCUCACCUUCGAUGUCCUCUGCACGCUGGGCUUUGACUCUGUUAGGAAGAGAAUGUCCGUGGUUGUGAGGCACCCUCUGACCGGUGAGAUCAUCGUAUACACCAAGGGUGCUGACUCGGUUAUCAUGGACCUGCUGGAAGACCCGGCGUGCGCAACUGACACUGAUGUGGAAAAGGAGUUGAGGAAAAUCCAGGCCAGGACCCAGAAGCAUCUAGAUUUGUAUGCAAGAGAUGGCCUUCGAACACUGUGCAUCGCCAAGAAGGUCAUAAGUGAAGAGAACUUCCAGCGAUGGGCCGGUUUCUGGCGUGAGGCUGAGGCAUCCCUCGAGAACCGAGAUGAGCUUCUAAUGCAGACGGCACAGCAUCUGGAGAAUCAACUCACCUUACUCGGAGCUACUGGGAUCGAAGACCGGCUGCAGGAAGGAGUUCCAGACACAAUCUCUGCUCUGCGGGAGGCUGGGAUCCAACUCUGGGUCUUGACUGGAGAUAAGCAGGAGACAGCGGUCAACAUCGCCUAUUCCUGCAGACUGCUAGAUCAGACAGGCACUGUUUAUUCCAUUAACACAGAAAAUCAGGAAACCUGUGAAUCCACCCUCAACAGUGCAUUGGAAGAAGUAAAGCAAUUUCAUGGACCACAGAAGCCAGACCACAAGCUCUUUGGGUUCCAUCUACCUUUUAAGACAACACCUCCCGCCUCAGGAGCUGCAGCUCCAGAAGUUGGAUUGGUCAUCGAUGGGAAGACGCUGAGUGCCAUCUUCCAGGGAAAGCUGGAGAAGAAAUUUCUGGAGUUGACUCAGUACUGCCAGUCUGUCCUAUGCUGCCGCUCCACCCCCCUCCAGAAAAGCAUGAUAGUCAAGCUGGUGCGAGACAAGCUGAGCGUCAUGACCCUUUCCAUAGGAGAUGGAGCAAAUGACGUGAGCAUGAUUCAAGCUGCUGAUAUUGGAGUUGGAAUAUCUGGACAGGAAGGCAUGCAGGCCGUCAUGUCCAGCGACUUCGCCAUCUCCCGCUUCAGGCACCUCAAGAAGCUGCUGCUCGUGCACGGCCACUGGUGUUACUCGCGCCUGGCCAGGAUGGCGGUGUACUACUUCUACAAAAAUGUGUGCUACGUCAACCUGCUCUUCUGGUACCAGUUCUUCUGUGGUUUCUCCGGCUCCACCAUGAUCGACUACUGGCAGAUGAUAUUCUUCAACCUCUUCUUCACCUCCUUACCUCCUCUUGUCUUCGGAAUCCUCGAUAAAGACAUCUCUGCAGAAACACUCCUGGCAUUGCCUGAGCUAUACAAGAGCGGCCAGAACUCCGAGUGCUAUAACCUGUUGACUUUCUGGAUUUCCAUAGUGGAUGCAUUCUACCAGAGCUUCGUCUGUUUCUUUAUCCCUUACCUGACCUACAAAGACUCUGACAUUGAUGUCUUUACCUUUGGGACACCCAUUAACACCAUCUCCCUCAUCACAAUCCUCUUGCAUCAAGCAAUGGAAAUGAAAACCUGGACCGUUAUCCAUGGGCUUGUUCUUGCAGGCAGCUUCCUGAUGUACUUCGUGGUGUCCCUCAUAUACAAUGCCACCUGUGUCACCUGCAACAGCCCCACCAACCCCUACUGGGUGAUGGAAGGCCAGCUCUCCGACCCCACUUUCUACCUCAUCUGCUUCCUCACACCGGCUGCAGCUCUUCUCCCAAGGUACUUUUUCUUGUCGCUACAAGGGACUUACAGAAAGUCUCUGAUCUCCAAAGCCCAGAAAAUUGACAAACUCCCCAUGGACAAAAGAGACCUAGAAAUCCAGAGCUGGAAAAGCAGACAGAGGCCUGCCCCUGUCCCUGGAGGAGCUCAGCCCUCACACCGCCCUGUAACACCUGUCCCAGAACAGGACUUGGGAGCCAGCAGUCCAGGGAGCUCUAGCCCUCCCAAACGGGAGCGCAAGGAGGACCGGGUGCUGCAUGGAGAGAGAGACAGCAGAGACCAUGCGAGGGGUGAGCCACACUCAGGGGACCCCUCAGCUAAACUCUCGUCUGGCGCGCACCUUCUGGGGCCCAGUAGGACGACAGCUUCUGGAGCCUACUCAGGCAGACAGACUGAUGCACACUGGCCCUCAAGCAGGGGCAGUCAUCGCCGAUCCCAGAGCUCACUGACCAUAUGAGGGGACUGCAGAAAUCUGUACACAUUCAGAGAAGGCCACCCAAUCACUGGCCUAAUGAACCCAUGACUCUUCUUCUUCAUGGAGGAAAGAAUUUGCCAGUCAUUCUUUUUUCCCCACCAGGCUUGACUUCCUUAGAGCAGGUGCUGGCCCCAAGGGGUUUGACAAAAAAGGACUGGGAACCAGUCAACCUCUAGUUUUCUCCUGCUGCCAGGCAGCACCUCUUGAAAACAUAACUUUUGCAAGGAGGCUAUGUUUCUACUGCCAUGAGUUUUCAAAAUUUUUAGUCCAAAGACACUCUUCAGACCCUCUAGAUCAGUACAGCCUGCAGCCCAACACAAGUGGGCCAUAAAUGUCCAAGAUCCCAAGAAGUGUAUGAAUGCAGGCAAUCUCUCAGGGUACAAGUUUUUCCGGACUUGUCAAAUCAUUGCCUCCCCUCUCAGUGCCAGGAGUUAAAGUAUCAGAAGAGAGCCAGACACAAAGGUGCUUCAUAUCAAGUGGAUUGCAGCAGUGGCCACAUCGUGGUCAACAACCCUCCCAUUCACAGACAACUGGGUCGCUUUCGGUCUCUAAGCCAAAGAAAAACCAAAUCUAAAGAUUAAAACUAGAUUGAAACCCAGAGCCACAGACACUUCUGAGGGUUUGUAGGGUCACAGCUAGGGUAAGAGGCAGAAAGAACACAAGCAUGCUAAAGGGAACUGGUGCGCCAGAAAAACCCCUGCUUUAACCCCCACAGGCUGGAGACUCUACAAGAGGACGUGGGCAGCACUCCUUUUUUUAAGCUAUUUAUUCACUUUUAAAUAAAAGGACCCAUCCUCAUUCAGCUCUCAGAACAGGAGAACUCUAAAAUCAGUGGAUCUUAGUACACAUGCACCCAGAAUAGACCCAUAUGAUAGAGCAACUCGGAGCCCAAACAAUGGUUUCUUAAGGGGUACAGUCAGUGUUAAACCCUGUUCAUUAAGCUGAUCCCAGAAGAUCUCCAUCUGGAAAACACUGGGACCUGCUUCAGUACAAUUAGGGAGAGUGAGAGGAAGUCUCAUGUCACAAGGAAAUGGAUUAUGUAAACUUAUCCUGGAGGUCACGACUCCAAAAAUGUGAAAGAAUGGCAAACAGUGUUGAAAAAAAGCAUGGGUAAUAGAAUUCUAAAAAGCUAUCUGGAAGUUAUGUCCACCAUGGGCAAAGAUAGCCUAUUCUUACUCUUUUAAAAUAAGGCAGGGUGGCUACAGAACACCCACCCUCCUGAAGGUGGUGCCUAUAUAUUAGGCAAAAUCCCUAUAUGUUAGGGACGGAUGCACAAGUGUGACAAGUCUUUGAGCCCAAGAGUCAUAGACACCCCAUGAAUUGACUUAUCACUUGAGUAACUUCUCAGCAAAGAUGCUCAAAAGACCUCGACCAUUAAGAUGAUAAGUGGCAGACCGAGCUCAUCCUCUGACCAACCUGCUACCAAACCUGAACCCAAGAGGCAACUCAGGGCAUCGUCCUGCAGCCGACACACUGGGUGUCCCACCGACUCUGCCACAUAAUGAUGCCAGCACUGGCCAGCUGGCGGGUAUUCAUGGGAGUCCUACUUGAGGACUGUAAAGGAGGAGCAGGUAAACAUGCCAGACAAAGCAGUAAUGAACUGUCCUGAAUGAGGGGAUCAAGCCCAAACUAGAAUCUCAGGGUCCUCUCUAUCCCAGUAAGAUUCCUGCCCACUCCCAAAAGCCAGCUGAGACAUGUAGAAGGGUUCAGGGAAACCUAUAGUGGAAAGGACACUGGCCUCAGGAGGGGCCUGAAGCAGGUGUCACACCUGCAAAUUAGGCAAGAAGUACCCUCCUUCCCAGGCAUGGCAUAAGGUUCAAGUCAAGUCAAGCUUACAUGACGGAUGCGAAACCCUUUGAAAGUGGUAGCACCCUUACUAACACAGGGAUUUUUAUUUCAGAUCCAAUAGGAAACAAGGUGGGGGGAAGUCGAGAUAACGUCUGACCCCUGUACGUAAAUGCCAGACCAGACCCAGCACUAUGCUGCUUUCAUCUUGCAUGACCGACCUUCCCAGCUUGCUUGGGAUUUUCCCAGGUUUGGCACUGAAAGUCCCACUUCCAGGGAAACGCCUCAGUGCUGAGCCAGCAGAAACAACUGGUCACCUAUUCUUGCCACUCUUUGUAAACCAGAUCAACUGUGACCAUCCAACACGGCAUCUUAGGGAAAAAGGUUAUAACAACUAUUUACUCAAUACAGUUUUAUAUUUUUAUGAUAUUUUACUGAUUAACAAGAAAUGCAUCAUCCUUUAUUAGGAAAAAAAUAAACAAUAUUUUCCAUA